Messenger RNA from Lepisosteus oculatus (spotted gar), 3011 nucleotides. RefSeq names its product coenzyme Q8B (gene coq8b). The record is from RefSeq and is a predicted model, not a curated record. Gene Ontology annotation, biological process: ubiquinone biosynthetic process. Lineage: Eukaryota; Metazoa; Chordata; Actinopteri; Semionotiformes; Lepisosteidae.
GAAGGCGCUGUUUCCGGUAUGGUGGUAUUGCAAAACGCUGGUGGUCAUAACUGAAGGGCAAGAGUGUGAAUUUGUAAUGGAUUGUUUUUGAAGUAGUACACCUACAUUAAAGUCGGCUUUCAAAUUACAGAAGAAAAAGUAGCUACCGAUUUUUCUAUUUCAAGUUGAAGCGCAGGAAUUCACCAAAUUUGGGGCCUGACGAUGUGGGGAGAGGCGAAGCAGGUGCUCUGCGGCGUGGGCCGGGUGGGCGCGGCCUUCGCCGAGACCCAGGCCGAGCAGCUCUGGCUCCUGGCCAGCAACAGCAGCCUCACCGCUGGGCUGAAGAGAGUGCAGAACUGCGCGGAGGACGGCCUGCGCAGCCUGCUGGCGGCCAGAGGGACAGGGAGAGUGGAUUUCCCAGAAGCCUCCGGGUGGGGGGAGGAAGAGGAGCUGGCCAAGUGGGCGGUGGGCUCUGAGAUGGCCCCCGAGGUCGAAGGGCCCGAGCCCCAGAGCUCUCCCCUGCAGCGGCCGGCUUCCCAGCACCUCUCCCAGCAGGCGGCCGGCCUGGGAGGACCGGGUCAGACUCGGCACCUCCACCAGGACUCGGCGCUGGGCCGACUGACCGCCGAAGACAUCAGGAAAGCCAGGGAGGCCAAGCGGCCAAUUGAGAGAGGUGGCUCUUCAAAACCGGCUCGGCAGAAACUGAGCGACCGAGCCAAGGAGAGGAGCGUCCCUGCGACGAGAUUCAGUCGGCUCGCUAACUUUGGGGGCCUGGCUGUCGCCCUGGGUCUUGGUGCAAUAGCUGAGGUCACCAAGCAGUCUCUGGGAGGGAAGCAGACACAGGCCAAUGGCCGGGCUCUCCUGGACUCGCCCUUCCUGUCCGAAUCCAACGCCGAAAGAAUUGUGGACACGCUGUGCAAAGUUCGGGGAGCCGCGCUGAAAAUCGGACAGAUGCUCAGCAUUCAAGACAGCAGUUUCAUCAACCCGCAGCUCCAGAAGAUUUUUGAGAGGGUCAGGCAGAGCGCAGACUUCAUGCCAGCCUGGCAAAUGACGAAGGUACUGCAAGAGGAGCUCGGUGCCGACUGGCGGGACAGGUUGGCGUCCUUCGAGGAGAAGCCCUUUGCUGCCGCCUCCAUCGGUCAGGUGCACCUCGGGGUGCUGAAGGACGGCAGGGAGGUGGCCAUGAAAAUCCAGUAUCCUGGAAUAGCGCAGAGCAUUCGCAGCGACGUCAACAACCUGCUGUCCGUGUUGAAGAUGAGCGUGGCUCUGCCUCAAGGCUUGUUUGCGGAAAGCAGCAUCGAGGUCCUUCAGAGGGAGCUGGAGUGGGAGUGCGAUUACAGGAGGGAGGCCAAGUGUGCCAAACGCUUCAGGGAGCUUCUAGAUGGAGACCCCUUCUUCACAGUGCCGGCAGUGGUGGACGAUCUGUCCACCGAGAGAGUCUUGUGCAUGGAGCUGGUGUCAGGGGUGCCGCUGGAUCGCUGCAUAGACCUGGAACAGGAGACCCGCAACCAGAUCUGUUCCAACAUUCUGCACCUGUGUCUCCGGGAACUGUUUGAGUUUCGCUUCAUGCAAACUGACCCCAACUGGUCCAACUUCUUCUACGAUGCAGAGCAGAACAAGGUCUCCCUCUUAGAUUUUGGAGCAUGCCGGGAUUAUAGCCAGGAAUUCACCGACGACUACAUCGAGGUGGUGCAUGCUGCCUCUGUAGGGGACAGGCAGAGGGUCCUCCAAAAAUCCAAGGACUUGAAAUUCCUCACUGGCUUUGAAACCAAGGCCAUGCAGGAGGCCCACGUGGACGCGGUGAUGAUUCUGGGGGAAGCCUUCGCCUCCCCAGAGCCCUUCGACUUCAGCACCCAGAGCACCACGCAGCGCAUCCAGAGCCUGGUCCCCGUGAUGCUGCGGCACCGGCUGACGCCCCCGCCGGAGGAGACCUACUCCCUGCACCGCAAGAUGGCGGGCUCCUUCCUGAUGUGCUCAAAGCUGGGCGCCGUCAUCCCCUGCUGGGAGAUGUUUCGCUCCAUCUACAGCGCGUACGCUGCAGGCCGGAGGUCAAGGUCCUAGAGGGACCGGGGGCUUGUAAUCCCUCCUGCGCCUGGAACCGGACCUUCGGACCUUAGUGAUCCAGCUGGGGGUGGGGAGUGUGGGGGCGAUGGAUGGGCUCGGGUAUCAAGCUCUCGGAAGAAGGACACACAAUGGCAGGCAACGCCUGCUCAAAAGAUGCCAGGCUGGGGCUUGGAUCCUGGAGGCUGCUGGUUCAAGUUGUGUGUGAAACUCCAGGUCUGUGUGGAGUGGGCUCUGUCUGGAGGUAUUUUAGUGGAUCUGAGGUCUGCCGCACACUAGUACCCUCUUGCUGGUGUACGAGCCCAGGAUGCCAAGAGUAACUCUGAUGUGACUCUGUCCUCUGCCGUUUGCCCCAAAGCAUGCUGCUUGUGCACCAGGGUUCAGUACGGCAAAGACAAGGAGUUGUCCAGUUUGCUGUAGUCCACAUCUCUGACCUCUGUCUAAAACUGCUGAUUGUUUCCGUGGAAUUUAUUGUAACAGUGCCGUAAUAUUUCUGCUGUAUUUGUUACCAUGCUUUUAAAGAUGUAGCAGCAUUUUCUACGUCCCACUUGGCUCUGUACUUAAAACUGGCAAUUGCUUUCUCUUUUCAGGUCCAUUGUUAGCCUUGACCUGACAUUUCUGGUCCAAAGAUCACCUUUUUGCUGAAUUUUAAACAUUCUUAGCCAAGUUUCUGAAUGAUCUUCAUUCCCUGUUUUCAAGGGGUGCUGGACAGGGUGAAUUCAGCUGUGAGCACUUCUUGAUUUUUGCCAGAAAUCUGGUGAAGAAGGAGGUUGAGGUUAGCCCUCUGACUUCUAAUCAGCCACAUGAAGUAAUUUUUUCAGGAUACCCAGAACUCUGGUGCCGUGCUGGAAAACAUUUCAUGUUGUGUAGCCCGAUGUCAUUCUUCGGUGAGAACGCCCCAGUGCAUUGAAGUCUCACUCGCUACACAUGGAAUAAAUAUCUUAAUAAUGAAGCUGGCUGCUCUCACCUUG